Molecule: messenger RNA, 792 nt
Organism: Triticum turgidum subsp. durum (durum wheat)
Lineage: Eukaryota; Viridiplantae; Streptophyta; Magnoliopsida; Poales; Poaceae
Source: the annotation of a GenBank genome assembly
AUGCUCGCAUCCCCAAGCCCACGGACGAUGACGGCGUCGGCCUGCACCCCGGAAACUGCCCACGGGGCGCACUUGUUCAAGAUCAACCGGUACAGCCUGUACAGGGACUUGGGCGUCGGCAGGUUGAUCGAGUCCUCGACCUUCGCCGUCGGCGGCUACCACUGGUGCGUCCACUUCUACCCCGACGGUCACUCGGGGGUAACCAAAGACCAUGUUUCAGUUUUCGUGGAGCUCAAAACCAAGAACGCCAAGGCCAGGGCGGUCUUCGAUCUGAGGCUAGUCGACCGUCGCACACAGCCUUAUGCAUGGCCAAACCCUAGCGAGAUAGACCCCUCGGAGUUUGACUCAUGUGAUGAUAACUCGGCCUGCUGUGGUUUCCUCGAUUUUGUUGAGAAAAGAGAGCUCAAAGAUUACAUCCUGGAUGACGUGCUUGUCAUUGAGUGCAAUAUUGCUGUUAUCAAAUUUAAGAAGGCAGAUGUGCAGACCACCAAGACGAAAUUCGAGGUCCAAGUUCCACGGUCCAACUUGCUGGACAAUCUUGGUAAAUUGCUUGAAACACAAGAGGGGGCCGAUGUGUCUUUCAAGGUCGACGGGGAGGUUUUAGCAGCUCAUAAGAUCAUCCUUGCUAUGCAGUGCCCAGUCUUCAAGGCAGAGUUCUACGGGCCGAUGAAGAACAAGUCUAAGCAUAAUGUAAACAUUAUUGAAGAUAUGCAGCCUGCUGUUUUCAAGGCAUUGCUCCACUUCAUCUACACGGAUUCAUUGGCCCCAAUGGAUGACCUCAGUCCUCAGUGA